ACAUUUUUUUCCCCCUCUGUUUUGAGACCCUCUUCCUGCAACUUCAUUCCGCAAGCUCCACGGAGAAGGACCACGUGACCUUCGAGGGUGUACUCAGUUGCUACAGAUGCAGGCGCCUAAAAGGGGCCCCCGAGUGAUGACGUAUAAUUUGCGCGCCGAAGCCUAGAGAGUCCGCCUCCACUUCCACUGGCUUUGCACGCCGGCCUCUUUUGCUAGGCACGUGUGUUGCUGAAUGGAGCUGGUCGCUGGCAGCUACGAGCAGGUGCUCUUUGGAUUCACAGUGCACCGCGAGCCCGCGACGAGUGGCGACCGGGAGACAUGGACUCCUGUGGCUGACUUCACUCACCAUGCCCAUACCGCCUCCUUGUCAGCAGUGGCGGCGAACGCUCGCUUUGUAGUCACGGGGAGCAAAGAUGAAACAAUCCACAUUUAUGACAUGAAAAAAAAGAUAGAGCACGGGGCUCUGGUGCACCAUAGUGGCACCAUAACCUGCCUGAAAUUCUACGGCAGCAGGCACUUAGUCAGUGGCGCAGAAGAUGGGCUCAUCUGUGUGUGGGAUGCCAGGAAGUGGGAAUGCCUGAAGUCCAUUAAAGCUCACAAAGGACAUGUGACUUUCCUUUCUAUCCACCCGUCUGGCAAGUUGGCUCUGUCUGUUGGUACCGAUAAGACAUUAAGAACAUGGAAUCUUAUAGAGGGAAGAUCAGCUUUCAUAAAAAAUAUAAAACAAAAUGCUCACAUAGUGGAGUGGUCCCCGAGUGGAGAGAAGUAUAUAGUAGUUGUGCUGAAUAAGGUGGAUGUCUAUCAGCUGGACACGGCGGCCGUGAGCGGCACUAUCACAAAUGGAAAGAGGAUCUCGGCAGUGACGUUUCUUUCAGACUCUGUCCUUGCAGUGGCUGGAGAUGAAGAAGUUGUAAGGUUUUUUGACUGCGAUUCACUAGUGUGCCUCUGUGAAUUUAAAGCUCAUGAAAACAGGGUAAAAGACAUAUUCAGUUUUGAAAUUCCACACCAUCAUGUUCUUGUCACAGCAUCAAAUGAUGGUUUCAUCAAAAUGUGGACGCUUAAGCAGGACAAGAAAGAGCCCCCAUCUUUGCUGUGCGAGGCGAACACUGGUGCCAGGCUGACAUGUCUUGGGGUGUGGUUUGACAGAACAACAGAUGAAAAAGCGAGCCUUCCUCCAGCAACAGAGCCCUCUCCUGUAAAUAAAGAACAACCCAAAAAGAUCAAAAAGGAAUCUGGUGACAUGAUUCAGGAAGAAGAAACGCCAGGACCUAAGUCAAAGAAAUCUGGUUUAACUGGUGACAGCAAGGAGCCAACAAAAGGAACUAGCCCAGUGCCUGCCAAGAAGAGGAAAAGGACAGGCGUGUUGGAAAAGAAGAAAAAAAAGAAAAUGUAACUCCCAUGGCAAAUCCCAGACUGCUCCUCCCUCCCUAAGAGAAUGUCUUUGACAAAAUUCUCCUUUUCAAAUAUUAUACCCAAUUUUCCCAUGUGAGAAACAAAAGAUUGUCUCCUUCUGGAGAAAACAUGUAGCUUAAAAAAGAACCACUUUUAGGUGGUACUUUGUUUUGUUAAAUAGUAAAAUUAUUUUUGGCAGACGGCAUUUUAUAUAUUGUUGUAUAUCGUAAUUGUAAUGUAUACUUUUUACUGUUUACAGCAAAUAAAGGUCUGAAAAUACUAUAUUUAAAAUAA
Molecule: messenger RNA, 1686 nt
Organism: Onychomys torridus (southern grasshopper mouse)
Lineage: Eukaryota; Metazoa; Chordata; Mammalia; Rodentia; Cricetidae
Gene: Pak1ip1
Product: PAK1 interacting protein 1
Exons: 10
Coding region: 233-1393 (386 amino acids)
Molecular function (GO): protein binding
Source: RefSeq, a predicted model, not a curated record